Molecule: messenger RNA, 2379 nt
Organism: Siniperca chuatsi (mandarin fish)
Lineage: Eukaryota; Metazoa; Chordata; Actinopteri; Centrarchiformes; Sinipercidae
Exons: 11
Coding region: 767-1969 (400 amino acids)
Source: RefSeq, a predicted model, not a curated record
CUGUGGCAAAUAUAUCCGGAAGUCAUCUUACAUCGAGUUGCGUCACUUCACAGAAACAAGAGAACAGCUCAUGCCCUGUGGAAAGCCAGAAACAUUCAGGCAUGAUUGUGUACAAACCCUCCCACCAUUUUACUGUAAUUCUAACCAGGAAGCUCACACAAGGCUCCACGCUGCAGUUGUUGUGGCUUGUUGUUUUGACUGCAGCCCUUCACCUCUCCGUUUCACAACUCAUAAUUAUCUCACUUGUCCAUCCAUAUUCAGGCUCUAUGCAUGUAAACACAGGCAGACAGGAUCCCAUCUUUCCCAACAGGAUGCUUGCUUCAUCCACAUGCUUCUCAACAAGGAGGCUGGUCAGCAGGUUUCCAGUGUGAGUUCAGAGUGUAAAACAACCAAACUGAGGAAGCUGCUCAGUUCUCUGCAGACAGCCAGCUGACAGGAAGGAAGGAACAACUACGCUGCUACUCGAUAAAAAACUUUUGCCACUUUUAUCUUCAAUUCCUCUUCAGAAACUUUAACACCUUUUGUUCUCUAUGGAAAUAUAAACUAAACAAAGGGGGAACUAGAGCUCAGCAGCCACCCCCCCCUCCCUCCCCUUCUCUAGCGCACAAUAUCCUCUUUUGGACCCAACCAGCCCCCGUUUUUAUGUUAUCUCUUUGGUUUUAGUGUGGCACACACACACUGUGGGGAUGAUUGUCUGGGCAGAUGGUACUCAGUGUGUGGACUAGGAGCUGAGACAAGGCAGAGAGGGACAGACUUUUCGUCCAUCAUGGGAUGCUGCAGUGUGACCCAGAGGCAUACUGGAGUGGACGAGGUGGGCCCUGAUGAGAUCGAGCUCCUGGAAAUCUCUGGAGAGAAUUUAGGGGUGUGGAGUCUGGGAGAAACCAGGCUUCAGCUCUCAGUAAGGACCAGCAGAGAUGAGCAGCAGCAGCCGCCACCACCACCACCACCACCACCACCCUACCCUUCAAUAAGACGUCUGGAACAGGAGGUGGUGCUGUGGGGCAAGAGCAAAGAUGAGUUGCACCACAGGAUUUACUCUCAGCAGCCAAUCAGGGACUGGGAGGGCCAACCUGCCCACAUGUAUGGAGAGAUCAUCCAUUCCUCCCUCAUAUCUCUCUACAACAGCUACACACAGGAGACCAGUGAACACUUCCUGGUGUUGUUCUCUUUCCACCUGCUGAUCCUCUCCCUGGACCAGUCUCGACAAGACUUCAUUUAUGAGGGCAUCCUUCCCCUUUCUGGACUUUCCUUGCAAGCCGUCUCCCUGGACCCUGACACGUCACAUUCACCACACGUGUUUGAGAUCAGCAGUCCAAUGGUGGACUCCAAGGUCUUCAUAUGUGCCAGUGCUGCAGAGUUACAGAAAUGGAUGCAACACAUAGAAGACAGAAGAUACAAGUCAAUCACACAACCCAUGAGUCCCUCCCACUGCGUGCUCUCCUGUCUUUUACCCUGUGAUGAGCAAUGGAAAAGAGAAGAACUGAAAAAGUACUUACUACAAGCUCCGAUAUGGCAGUGGGAGGGCUCGCCAAUACAGCACAUGGGUCAGCUGGGAUACAUAUCUAUCGUCCAUAUCAUCAACACACAGAGACAGCAGGGACUCCAAGAAAGACUGAUGCUUCUUUUCCCUCAAGAUGUCCUGCUACUGUCAGUUGACAACAACCGGCUGAAUAUAAGUUUUGAGGGCAGGUUGCCCCGACACAGCAUCAAAGCAGUGGAGAGGUCAGCCUUGCCUGGACGGCUGGAGUUUGAGCUGAUAGGUGAGCUGGUGGAGCCCCUGCAGGUCUUUUGUACCUGUCUGGAGGAUUAUCGGAACUGGAUCUUUCAAUUACAACAGCCAGACAGAAGCAGCCACGGUACUGUGAGCCACGCUGGACCUCCAAUCAUGCCAAAGCUGCAGAGGAGCAGGAAGGAGUCCCAGGAACCGAUGAUAACAGCCGACCAGUGUCACAUCAAUGGACGCAGCUGACUCAUCAGAAUUUGGAAAAGCUUGAAAAUUCACUGUAAUUAUCAAUCUAAAAUAACGUGUAGAUAGCAUGUACAUAUUACUUUUAUGUCUAAUUGUGCCACAAAAUGGAGAUACAGCAGUGAAGACGUUCUGAAAUGUUCUCACCCUAAUUUUGAUAUAUUUGGGUAAUUUUGUCACUCUGAGGGACUGAGAAGAUACUAGUUAUCUUUCACGUGGGGACGGACAGAAACAAGGUCAUGACCUCGUUUAAGGCCAGACCACAGCUGAAGAAAUGUUAAAUGUAGAGAAUGUAGAACUGUAAAGGUUACUAAAGAAAAUAGAACUGAAGACACUGUACAUAUUUAGCUUUCAUGUCUUUACCAUAAAAUACAUAAUGUUUGACUUUCACACAAUAAACUGUUUAAAAACUC